GGAGGGUCAGUUGCUACAGAAUACAAUAUGUCUUUGAGUCCUUCGGUGUCAGUCUCACACCCUCUUUUUCUCUCUGCUUCACUCCACCCCUCUUUCUCCCUUCCUGUCUCUCCCUUAACAAGUUGCUGAAAAAAAAUGUGUUUCCAAUUAAGCGCUGAAGAAGAAAGAAGAAAUCUCAACAGUGAGCACUACAAGAAAUGUUCUCUUAGGUAGGUGGACAUGCACCUCUUUCAAUAUUCUUUAUGAGAUACAAAAAAAAAAAAAAAAGUUUAAGUAUGGGGAUUAAAUGCACUUAUUGCUGAUAAAGUUUCACCUGUCUCCGGACAAAGGGACCAAUAAGUUUUUACUGAGGUUGCAAAAUGGUUUUUAGCCGCAAAACAAUGGUUGGUUGAAAUGUGUCAGCUUUGCUGUGUGUGCGCGCGCGUGUGUGCGUGUGUGUGUGUGUCUGCGUGACGUCAUAUGCAGACAAAGGUCCUGUCCCGUGCAGUUUGUGUGGCAGUCGGUCGCCAGAGAGGGAGAAAGAGUCAGAGAGAGAGGGAGAGAAAGUGGGAGAGAGCCGAGCCAGCGCAGAGAGGCACGAAGACGGAGCAGAGCGCAUCAAGGCUGUUACAUCUGGGCAGAAAAUACACUUAGAAAUAAAAAAAUUAAAAAAAAAAAAAAAAAAAAACAGCGACUUCGUUGUGGGAAAACAAAAUUGGUCUGUUACCCAUUUUUUCUGCAAGGACAUAAAAUGAACGCGUUUCCUGUCUUUUUGUUGGAUUUGGAGUCUUACAUCGCACCGCUGCGACUUUGACACGAGAGUUGCGCAGGCACAGCCUCUAUGAGUUUUCUGUUGGAGGAAUUUCAGGCACCCCGUAUCAAACUUGAGUCGGACAUCCAGGAACCAGUAGGGGAGUAAGCUAGACCACCUACCUACCUACUGCUGUCUCUGGGAAAACAAGACACUUAAUCACCACUGCCACAAUGGAUGACGCACAGUGCUACUACAAUGAGACCAUCGCCUUCUUCUACAACCGUAGUGGCAAGCACCUUGCUACUAACUGGAACACCGUCAGCAGGCUAGUGAUGGGCCUGGGAAUCACCGUGUGCAUCUUCAUCAUGCUCGCCAACCUUCUAGUGAUGAUCGCCAUCUAUGUCAACAGGAGAUUCCACUUCCCCAUUUACUACCUAAUGGCCAACCUGGCAGCUGCUGACUUCUUUGCUGGACUUGCCUACUUCUACUUGAUGUUCAACACAGGACCAAACACAAGGCGCCUGACUGUUUCCACGUGGUUGCUACGUCAGGGCUUGAUUGAUACCAGCUUGACCGCAUCUGUUGCCAACCUGCUUGCCAUAGCCAUAGAGCGCCACAUCACCGUGUUUCGCAUGCAGCUGCACACGCGUAUGAGCAACCGACGCGUGGUGGUGGUGAUUGUCAUAAUCUGGACCAUGUCCAUAGUCAUGGGGGCCAUACCCAGCGUGGGCUGGAACUGUAUCUGUAGUAUUGAUACAUGCUCCAGCAUGGCGCCGCUUUAUAGCAACUCCUACCUGAUCUUCUGGGCAGUGUUUAACCUGGUGACGUUUGUUGUCAUGGUGACGCUGUAUGCUCACAUCUUCGUGUAUGUGCGACAGAGGACCAUGAGGAUGUCGCGGCACAGCUCUGGACCGCGCCGCAACAGAGAUACCAUGAUGUCUCUGCUGAAGACUGUGGUGAUUGUGUUAGGUGCGUUCAUUAUCUGCUGGACCCCCGGCUUGGUCAUCCUCCUCCUUGAUGUGUUCUGUGCCAACUGCAACGUCCUCGCCUACGAAAAGUUCUUCCUGCUCCUCGCCGAGUUCAACUCAGCCAUGAACCCCAUCAUCUACUCCUACCGAGACAAGGAGAUGAGUGCUACUUUCAGACAGAUCCUGUGCUGCCAGCGGCAGGAGAACGUCAACGGGACGGCGGCCGAGGGAUCUGACAGGUCGGCGUCUUCUAUCAACCACACGGUGCUGGGCGCCGGUGGCAUGCACCAUCACCACCACCACAAUGAACACUCGGUGGUAUAAAAAUCCAUCAGCUUGAAGGUGUUAUCCUCUAGAGGAGAUGCUGACUGAAAGAUGGCAAAUUGACCUAUGUAUCUUAAAGUCAAGAGGGACAGUGAACACGACACGGAAUAAAGACUGGAUGUAUGAGAUGAAUGAGAGCAGGUAGAUGGCGAGGAGGACAGAGAUCACAAUGAAGAAGAGGAUGGCAACUACGUAGAAACAUGAUGAAGGCUUCUCAUCUGUUUGGGGAGAACAGGAGUCUGCUCUUCGAGGACUCUGAUAUGCUUUUAGUAUUUUUGUUUAGUGUUUUUUUGAUUUCUGUUUGUGUCAAAUGUGUUGUUACGGGCAAAGAUUAUAUGAACUAUUUAAAAGUGAUCUGUGAAAUGAAGGUAAUGCCAGUAUAGCCCAUCCUACUUCUCUGGUCUUCUCUAUCUUCGUAACUAUCACUCCUCUGGGUCACAGUCAUCACAGAAAAACUAAGCGUACAUGUUAUUGUUACAAACCGUUCAAAAUGACAGUACCGUUGUUAUUUUCUCCCCACCCUGACUCAUUUGUAUUAGUUGAAUAGUUUUUGGGCACUGUUUACAAUUAGUGGGUAACAUUUCAACAUUCAGCUGAAGUUCAAAAUAAAACCUGCGGUUUUAAGGCCUAAAUGAGUUUCCUCUGCAGAGUGGCUGGGCAUGGCCUAGAGGUGGCUGAUGAGCACAAGCUCCCAGAAGUAGGCUCUGAGUAGACCAGCCACUCCUUUAAGUCAAAAGGGCCAGCCAGUUGAGGCUGUUCAGGCAGCUGGUGAAGAUGCCUGCUGGGGGCCUCCCAUUGGAGGUUUACCAGACAUAGCCAGCUGGCAGGAGACACUUGAGAAUUUGCUCUAGGAAUUAUUGAAUUGCAUGCUUAGCUUGUUCCCGCCCCAGCCCAACCUAGGAUAGGCGGUAAAAAAUGGAUGGAUGGAUGGAUGGAUGGAUGGAUGGAUGGAUGGAUGGAUGGAUGGAUGGAUGGAUGGAUGGAUGGAUGGAUGGACGGACUUAUAGUUUUGUGCCGAGAUUGGGUAACCAAAUUGUAUUUCCAACAACUUUGACUUCAAAAUUACCUUGCGGAGAGUCAAGAUGGAGCUUUGUGGUUCAAAAUGUAUUACCCCCACUAAAAGUUCUAUAAUUGCCAUUGUGACUCAGAUGUAUGCCAAUAUAGUUUUAGCAACUACCAAAAACUGCAGCGCCCUUUGUGGAUUUAAGACAGUGUAUGGGAAGCAGCAGUCACCGCUCUUCUUUUAAUAACCAAUGACCUUACAACUUAAACACUUUGGGGAUUCAUUAUUCAUCCUCUCUUGUUAACGCUCUUUUGUGAGUCCACCCUAAGAUUUUCUUGCUUUCAUCCAACUUAAAUAGAUGAAGGGUCCAAUAUUUUCAAGCAGCCGGGAGUUGUUUCUUCCCCCUAAGGGAUUAAAGACAAGUUGUUUCAAGGAUCUCACCAAAAAGAGGAGUAGGAGGAGGCUCCGUACCACAGUGUUACAAGAAGGCAAGGUCAUAGCUUGUUAGCAUUAACUGCCCUGAGGCUUUGACAUGAAAUGUACGUAGCUGACCACCUCUUGCUGCGUCAGCGAGGCUGACAGCGGAAAAGGAUGUGUGUGUAGAAGUGAAUGUGACAGUAUAAGCAGUGUUAAUAUUGAACUCCCUUCUGGUGGUUUGAACAGAAGCUCUGAAACUGUAAGUAAAACAAAACAAAAAGAAGACAUGACCCUCAGGUUGUUCUAUCUUCUCAGCAUGAACAUGAAGAAAAAAGUAUGUUCAUGACACAAAUGGAGGUUAAUGAGUGACAUAUCCAAAUCUUCAUUGACAUGAUAGCUGAUCUGAAAACCUUUAACUGCUAUGUGAGACGUCCAGAACUGACAAGCGUUCAACCGUGGCUCUUCUCCAUGAUUUUAAAUCAAGUAGUUUCAACAUGGACCGUUUUUGCAACAAAGCCAGCCAGUCACAGCCGUGCUUUGACCAUGCUGCUAGCAUGGCUAAUAAAACUCCUGCCGCACAACAUAACCUCACUCCACAGAAUGUCGUCCAGUUUUUUUUAUUUUUUGCUUUAAAAUACCUGCACUUUCUUUCAGCUGGGAAUUGAUCACUGGUGCAAAAUGGUGCCACAGUUCACCAAAAAUGGUGCUCAGAUUUAUUUAACCUCCAUGAGAAAAUCCACAUUUCAUAUUAUUUCAUGGUAUUUAGGGAUUUAUGAACUAAAGCAGCACAGCCUUAUACUUUAAGUGUGCUUGACUUUACUAAAUACUCCUUCCUUUUUAAUCAUGUGGACACAUUUUGUUGUUAUUGGUAUAAUUUACCAUAACACAACCAUUUGAAUCUUUCCAGUAUUUUGUUGGAGGUCAGCAAUGGCGUAUUACCAUUUACUUAACUAUUUUAACAAUGAACUGCCAGAAUUGAGCCAGUGCAGCGUUGAACAGCGUAAUGUUAUUUCCACAAGUGCACACUCAGGCUUUUGCCAUUAACCGGAGAUUUUGUGCCAGCUGAAAAUCAGUGCGGUGAUGCUCUGACGUACGCUAUAUAAAAGCUGCCAGAUGAAUGUUUUGUCUUGACUUGAAUCAAAACACAUUUCGGCCAAAAUACAUAGGCAAAGCUCCCAACAGCUGACAGCAAAUUGGGUAUCCCUGCCAAUGAUGUAGUCAGAUGUUUUCCAGGAAGCAAGAUGUUUGUCAGAAAUUUAAACCACACUUCUAGCAUGAAGUCAGUUGGUAUUUAUGUCUGUGUAGGAUGCCCCAAAGGUUUUUGUUUAUCAGGCAAUGUGUGUUACAUCAUCUAGACGCAGAUUAUAAAGUUUGCUAAUUUUCUUCUUUUUUCGCUUCUUCCUGCUACACGUGCGAGAUGGUCAAGAGAAACCUUGCAGACCACUGUAAAUAGUAGGGAUUGGAUUUCUUAUAGUCCCCCCCCCCCCCCCCCCACCUUUUUUUCCUCUGGUUUUUCCUCUCCAAGGUAUCACGGGAUUUAAAAAAAUAAAUAAAUAAAAAAUCGCGGGGAAUCUAUCUUCCCCGCAAAAGUGUUUUCUUCUGGACACAUUUUCUUCAAGUUUCCUUUAAUGUGUCCACAUUUUAUCUGUCGCUCUUUGUUUCAUUGACCAAACUUUGUCAAUGUGCAACUCUGGACACUAGCCUCCAUAUUUUUCUGACAAAAUAUUGAUUCAGGUUAUUAUAGCAAACCAACUAAACUCUCAGUCUUUGUAUGUCUUUGUUUGAGUUGUACUUGUAUACCUUUGUAAGUAUGUGUGUACAAUAUGUAUAUACAAAAUAUAUUAUUCAAGUUAAUCACCAAAGGGAAAAGUGUUGUGUGCCUGUAAAUUUAACUGUGUUACACUCUGUUCAGAUGUACUGUAGGAUUGUGUUUAUGUUUUUUUUUAUGUAAUUGUGUAUUGUGACUCGAAUUAACUGAAUUCCUGUAGACACUAUUGCAGUUAUUAACUUGUUUGUGAACCAAAACUAAAUAUCCGUGAGUGCAGUGCCUUCCAGUUCUCUUACUUAAAGCUACAGUGUGGGACUUUUAAAUAUAAAGGAGCAUCUGUUACAUUCAGGACCUUGUUAAAUGAGUUCAUGCAAUGUUGACUAUGACCUGUAAGCACCAAGUAAAUAUCUCUGUAUUUCACAGUAUACCAGGGUUUUAAACCAAACCUGCCUGUGGUAACAUUUCCAUGUUUGUGUACCAGUACCGGUGUGGUGCAUUUUACAAAACUGAUUGUUUUCCAGCACCUGAACAGGGGAGCAAGCAUAGUGACAAAGAAGGAGUAGCCUGUUGCAACUAGGGAAUAUGAUAGUUAUGAAUGUAACUAGGGUUCUACGAAUUCACUGUUUCUGACAGUCAGGAAGAAUUCAAUAAAAUAUUUUGGAUGAAGCUGUAGCUUAAAAAGAAACUGUACUCACAGAAAAAAAAUGUUACAAUCCAAAAAAAAAAAGGAAAUUGAUUGAUGAUUAGAACAAACACCAAAUAUGAGGAAACAAAAUGAGUAACUUAACACCAGACUGAAAAGAAGUGUUUUACUGUCCUCUCUGGCUUGAGCUCAUUCCAUCUUAAAACCACAGCCAGCAAUGUUUAUUCGUAAUCCCGCCCAGCAGUGACAUCGGAGCGCAGUCACUACUGUUACGUGACAUUUUAAAUCUCUGGAGAUCGGCAAAAACAACAUUUUCAACUGGUGUUGUUACGUUUCAAGCCUGUGUGUCUUACAAUUGCCUUGAAGUGGAGUGAAGAUUAAUGUCAGCUUUUAGAGGGAUGUUUUACAGAAUGCCCUCAUCCACUGUUUUCCAUAUAAAUCCAUAACUGUCCUAUUUCCCAUGGAUGACCUGCGUCAACACUCAAGGGAACAGGUUUAUCACCUUAUCUCCCCAGAUAAGCACAUCCUGGCUAUUGUACCCUGACUGCUUCUUAUUUUGUCUGACAGCCACGACCAGUGUUUACUAUGGCCUUCAACUAAUGUUGGAUGACGCAGCCGGUGUGUGUUUCAGUUUAGUUCUACACAAAAUGAAUGCAUUAAUGGGACUGAAGACUGAACUUCCAAGCUGCAGGUCUGAAGCAUUUUCUUUUUCCAAAAAAAAAAAAAAAAAAAAAAAAAAAUGCUUUAAAAUAUUAAAAUGAACAUCUACCAGUAGUUUUAAGGAAGUAAUUGUGACACAUAAAUAAAUUUCGACACUAUCUAUACUGUCGAAGCCAUUAUCAAUGAAUGUCCAGCCAGACUCAUACUGUUGAUAUGUCAGCAACAAUAAAAACAUCAGUAAUGUCUGAA
Messenger RNA from Mugil cephalus (flathead mullet), 6765 nucleotides. It is a transcript of the gene lpar1, whose product is annotated as lysophosphatidic acid receptor 1. Gene Ontology annotation, biological process: phospholipase C-activating G protein-coupled receptor signaling pathway; neurogenesis. The record is from RefSeq and is a predicted model, not a curated record. Gene Ontology annotation, molecular function: lysophosphatidic acid receptor activity. Gene Ontology annotation, cellular component: membrane. NCBI's taxonomy places the organism in Eukaryota, Metazoa, Chordata, Actinopteri, Mugiliformes, Mugilidae. The transcript is spliced from 3 exons. The coding region runs from base 964 to 2025 and encodes 353 amino acids.